Periconia digitata is the source of this 747-nucleotide messenger RNA. NCBI's taxonomy places the organism in Eukaryota, Fungi, Ascomycota, Dothideomycetes, Pleosporales, Periconiaceae. The record is from the annotation of a GenBank genome assembly.
AUGAGUGUUUUUCCUAAGCCGCUGCAUCUUCUGGGGCCGCCAUUCCUUCUGCUGGUGUCUGUCCCACUGGCCGUCUUUGCGUGUCUCACCACCACCAUUGCCUUGUCUCUCCUCGCCGUCCGCGUUUCUGUCGUCUACUUCGAGCUAGGGGUCGCACUAUUACACGCAUAUGUCUUCCCCGAGGGGACGAAGCAGCUUCGAAGACGUCAUGCGCCUCCGUCUACACCAUCACCGCCGCGUACGCGCCAUCGCCGCAGCAGCUCGUCCUCCCUAGAGACGGUUGUUCCGCCAGCCAGAAUACAUACCAAAAGCGGCUCUUCGGCCUCUCUGCUAGGAUCAGGCGAUAUCACUCGCGACUUCGAGGGUGUUGGUGGCUGGAGGUUCUAUGAUGGCGAAGAAGAAGAGGCUCUAUGGAUGGGUUUGAACAAAAGACUGGAACUUCCUCUGGCAACGCCCAGACGCCAUCAGCGCAGACACACCGGCGAAGAUCGAUGGAGCUGGAGUCCCGAGAUAACGCGGAUGAGUCCUUUCCAAAGCCGGGCUAGGACGCCAACGCGCCCUACCACGCCAGGAGAAGGCGACGAGUACUUCCCUCUCCAAACGUCGUUACGUCCCCUCAGUUCGGCUACGGAACCCUUGAGCAGAAGUGCCCACCACUCGAGGAGAACCAGUGUGGUAGAUACAUCACCUACAGCGGUUUUGGACUCGCAGAGAAAUGGUACGGCAUACCGACCAGCAAACGAGUAA